AUGUUAUCGAGGUUCUUCGUUCUCUUCCCCAUGGUGUUAUCCAUGGUGGCCUUCAUUCUCUCCAUGCUAUGUCUCUUUGCCGGCCAUAAAGAAGGGUUCAUGGAGGAGUACUCUGUCGCUCGACUCAACACUUCCAUGAUCGGUCAUAAUGUCUUGGACGUCGACGACAGUGCUUCUACCAGCGAGAACGAAGAUGAUAGCAUCUUUGACAAGAUUACUGGCAAAGUGGACGACGUCAAGAACGACAUCAAGGGAAAGAUUAACGAUAUUACCGGUGAUAUCGCUGAUGAGUUGGCCGACACCAUUGGAAUCUCUGAGUGGUACUCUAUCCAUAUCAUGGCUACAUGCGAUGGACAGUACAAGCCCAAUGCUACGAGCCCUGGUGCUGGUUUCAACGUAACCAACUGUACCAACUCUGCACCCGAGAAACGCUUCAACCUCACCGACAUGCUCGACAAGCAACUUGAAGUCGGUCCCAUUGGACUGAACCUUGCAGACAUCAACUGGCCCGAUGACAUCCAAGAUUCCAUCGACCUCCUCAACAAAGCCCUUCUCGCGACAUUCGUCCUGUACGUCAUCGCAGUUGGCUUUUCUGGUCUCGCCAUGCUUACCGCCCUGGCCGCCUUCUUUCUCUUCUCCCGUCGUGGCGUCAACGCUGUCAACCUCAUCAUCGCCAGCUUGGCAGCUCUCGUCCUUCUCAUCGCCAGCAUCCUUGUUACCGUGGCUGGAAAGAAGGGUGUAAGCAAACUCAACGAUGUCGGUGACGAUGUUGGCAUUUCUGCUUCCCGUGGAACCAAGUUCCUUGGUUUGACUUGGGCUGCUACUGCACUCAUGCUUGCUGCGGCCAUUUACUGGUUUGUCCAUCUUUGCCUGAUGCGACGUGAGAGGAAGCGCGAGUGGAAGCCCCGCAAGGGCAGCUACUAA
This is a messenger RNA of Fusarium coffeatum, 924 nucleotides long. RefSeq lists its product as uncharacterized. Lineage: Eukaryota; Fungi; Ascomycota; Sordariomycetes; Hypocreales; Nectriaceae. Gene Ontology annotation, biological process: fungal-type cell wall organization. The coding region runs from base 1 to 924 and encodes 307 amino acids. The transcript is spliced from 3 exons. The record is from RefSeq and is a predicted model, not a curated record. Gene Ontology annotation, cellular component: cell cortex of cell tip; plasma membrane.